GACAGCAGCACAGCUCGAGGUCGAGGUCGAGGUCGAGGUCGAGGGAGAGGUCGAGGUCGAGGGAGAGAGAGAGGGACUCUUCCGGGUCCUCCUAUCUCUCUCUCGCAGAACAUUCCUUGAUCCUCACCGCCUCCUCCUCUCCCCGCAGCUCCCGACCGCAGUCAGCAUCUCUUCGCGCCGCUCGAGAGUUCUCAACUGUCUGAAAUUAAGAGGGGUUGGUUAUUUUUUCGAGAAGAAUUCGAUUGAUGAUCAAGGGUUCGAUCAUGGGUAGGAAGAAUUUGCAGCUUUUUAGUGAUAGGCAGGAUGGGUUCUUCUCUAUUAAUAACUUGGGCUAUCAGUGGAGUUCUGUCGAUCCUGAUGUGUGUCCUGUAGGCGGUUUAUUUGCCAGUGUAGGCCAAAUGGGGAUGAAUUUCGGUUUAUCGCCGAAUUCACCUAAUACCCAUGAUAACGGGGGUGUGAAUAGCAUAAAACUGGCCUGCCCCGAUUUGAUUAUUAGGUACGUGUCGUCUCCGGAGGGUAUUCGGAUUGUCGGGGUCCCGGAGGAGGAAGAAACUGUGAAGAAUAAAAAGAGUGGGCUUAAAUUGCAAAUAAAGGUGAAAAACCCUUCGUUGAGGAGGUUAAUAAGUGGGGCAGUGGCGGGGGCUGUUUCGCGGACUACGGUGGCACCAUUGGAGACGAUAAGGACACAUCUGAUGGUAGGAAACAGUGGGCAUUCUACUACCGAGGUGUUCCAGAAUAUUAUGAAGACUGAUGGGUGGAAGGGAUUGUUUAGGGGUAAUUUGGUUAACGUUAUUCGGGUUGCCCCCAGCAAGGCCAUAGAGCUAUUUGCAUAUGAUACGGUCAAUAAGCAGCUGUCACCCAAACCCGGGGAGCAGCCGAAACUUCCAAUUCCCGCGUCAUUGGUUGCUGGGGCCUGUGCUGGUAUCAGUUCGACGUUAUGCACAUACCCUCUCGAGCUACUCAAAACUCGUCUGACGAUACAGAGAGGGGUUUAUGAUGGUCUCUUUGAUGCCUUCCUGAAAAUAGUAAGAGAGGAGGGUCCAGCAGAGCUCUACAGAGGCCUCGGGCCUAGUGUCAUCGGGGUCAUCCCUUACGCUGCCACCAACUAUUUUGCCUAUGACUCAUUGAGAAAAGCGUAUAGGAAGGUUUUCAGGCAAGAGAAGAUUGGAAACAUUGAGACUCUCUUGAUUGGAUCUGCAGCAGGGGCUAUUUCGAGCAGUGCGACUUUCCCAUUGGAGGUGGUGCGUAAACACAUGCAGGUCGGGGCAUUGAGUGGGAGAAAGGUGUAUAGGGAUGUGAUCCAUGCUUUCAUGAGCAUACUUGAGCAGGAAGGAAUCGGUGGCUUAUAUAGAGGGUUGGGCCCGAGCUGCAUGAAGUUGGUGCCGGCUGCUGGGAUAUCAUUCAUGUGCUAUGAAGCAUGUAAGGGGAUAUUGGUGGAGGAUGAUGAGGAUGCUUAGAAAUAGAUUGAGCAAGGAGCAUGGAGUUUAGGUUUCCGGUUUUCUUGGCCAAGAGGAGCUGGUUUUGGGCCAUCUCUUAGUUUGUUAACUGCAGGCAUAUAUUUUUUGCAUGUCGUCUUUAUUGGUUUGCAUCUUUUUCGUAUAGGGAGGUCGCAAUUGACGUGAUUGUCACGAUUUUUCAAGGUGAGUUAUGAUUUUCAA
Messenger RNA from Syzygium oleosum, 1658 nucleotides. RefSeq names its product adenine nucleotide transporter BT1, chloroplastic/mitochondrial-like. The transcript is spliced from 4 exons. Bases 246 to 1457 code for a protein of 403 amino acids. The record is from RefSeq and is a predicted model, not a curated record. Lineage: Eukaryota; Viridiplantae; Streptophyta; Magnoliopsida; Myrtales; Myrtaceae. Gene Ontology annotation, biological process: transmembrane transport.